Leguminivora glycinivorella is the source of this 385-nucleotide messenger RNA. RefSeq lists its product as uncharacterized. NCBI's taxonomy places the organism in Eukaryota, Metazoa, Arthropoda, Insecta, Lepidoptera, Tortricidae. The transcript has 3 exons. The record is from RefSeq and is a predicted model, not a curated record. The coding region runs from base 29 to 385 and encodes 118 amino acids.
ACGACUCGACCCCAUACAUUAUGUAAACAUGCAUUUCAAAUUAUUAGCUGACUUCGGAAAUGAAUUUAGAGUAAACACUUACAUCUACGAGUUUUUGAGCAACGAGUACCGCCCCAGCAUUAUCGAGUUUCACUAUAAGAUUUGCGACGCUUUUGACAACCCAAAAUUUAACGUAUUCAAGCCAAUUUACCAACAAUACGUAAAUGCUUCGUCGUGUCCUUUUCCGAAGGGAGAAUACAAUUUCAUGAACAUAUCAGUGCCCAACAUGCCGCUUCUAAAAACGUUUCCCUUGCGCAAAGGCCGUAUGUUCACGACUGUACUGCACCGCGAAGACAGAGUGGUCGAAGGGUACAUUGAUAUAGUUAUUAAACAACGGUUCUUGUAG